Molecule: messenger RNA, 3141 nt
Organism: Coregonus clupeaformis (lake whitefish)
Lineage: Eukaryota; Metazoa; Chordata; Actinopteri; Salmoniformes; Salmonidae
Product: MAP kinase-activated protein kinase 5
Exons: 15
Coding region: 46-1494 (482 amino acids)
Biological process (GO): peptidyl-serine phosphorylation; protein autophosphorylation; negative regulation of TOR signaling
Cellular component (GO): nucleus; cytoplasm
Molecular function (GO): ATP binding; calmodulin binding; calcium/calmodulin-dependent protein kinase activity
Source: RefSeq, a predicted model, not a curated record
ACUCCCAAAACAAAAGUUAGGACUCUUCUAUCACAGUGGAACAUCAUGUCGGAGGAUAACAACGCAGACAAAUCCAUCAAGGAAACCUCAAUCUUGGAGGAGUACAACAUCAACUGGACACAGAAGCUCGGGGCUGGGAUCAGUGGACCUGUUAGAGUUUGUGUUAAGAAGUCGACUCAGGAACGAUUGGCCUUGAAGAUCCUCAUUGAUCGUCCCAAGGCCCGAAAUGAGGUGCGGCUUCACAUGAUGUGUGCCACACAACCCAACAUCGUGCAGAUUAUGGAGGUGUACGCCAACAGUGUGCAGUUUCCUCACGAAUCCACUCCAAGAGCGAGGUUGCUGAUCGUCAUGGAGAUGAUGGAGGGAGGCGAGCUGUUCCACAGGAUCAGUCAGCACAAACACUUCACAGAGAAGAUGGCCAGCCAGGUCACUAAACAGAUCGGCCGGGCGCUGGAACACUGUCACUCACUGAAUAUUGCACACCGAGACCUGAAACCAGAGAACCUGCUCUUCAAGGAUAACUCCCUGGAUGCACCGGUGAAGUUGUGCGAUUUUGGAUUUGCCAAAAUCGACCAGGGGGACUUGAUGACCCCACAGUUCACACCUUACUACGUUGCACCUCAGGUACUUGAGGCUCAAAGGCGACACCAGAAGGAAAAGUCUGGAAUAAUACCUACCUCACCCACCCCCUACACUUAUAACAAGAGCUGUGACCUGUGGUCCAUUGGGGUGAUCAUCUACGUGAUGCUGUGUGGCUACCCUCCCUUCUACUCCAAGCACCACAGCCGCACCAUCCCCAAGGACAUGCGCAAGAAGAUCAUGACUGCCAGCUUCGACUUCCCCGAAGACGAAUGGAGCCAGAUCUCUGAGAUGGCCAAGGACAUUGUCCGCAAGCUGCUGAAGGUGAAGCCUGAGGAGAGGCUGACCAUCGAGGGGGUUCUGGAGCACCCCUGGCUGAACUGCACAGAGGCGCUGGACAACGUGCUGCCCUCCGCCCAGAUGAUGAUGGACAAGGCGGUGGUAGCAGGGAUCCAGCAGGCCCAUGCUGAACAGUUGGCUAACAUGAGGAUACAGGACCUUACCGUCAGCCUCAAGCCACUCAACUCCGUCAAUAACCCCAUCCUGAGGAAAAGGAAGCUCCUAGGCAGCAAGCAGAGUGACGGCUUCUUCAUCCACGACCCAGAGAACGGCGGCGAGGACUCCAACGUGGCCCUGGAGAAACUACGAGACGUCAUCGCUCAGUGUAUCCUCCCACAGGCUGGAGAGAAUGAGGAUGAGAAGCUGAAUGAGGUGAUGCAUGAGGCGUGGCGUUUCAACCGGGACUGCAAACUACUGCGAGACGGGCUGCAGGGCCUCAGCUGGGACGGACGGGCCUUUACUGACAAAGUGGAUCGCUUGAAGUUGGCUGAAAUAGUGAAACAGGCCAUAGAGAGUCCAGAGCUUAGAGAUCACCAAACAAGACUGAUCAAAAAAGAGGCAAUGCAGGUUCUCUAAUACAGUACUUGAUUAUUUGUAUUUAUGAAAUUAUAUGUUUUCUUAUUUAAACAUUCUCAAAUGUAUACUACAUUCUAACCUUACCAUGGACUAAAGCCUUAUUAGCCUUGCUUGCACAUGAGGCGAAUAACAUUUAUUUCCUAAUUGUUUAGAUUUUCUUCUAAAUCGAUGUGAUGAAUGCAUCGACUCACUGUUUGUCCAAGAUAGCAUGUCCUCUCACAUUCAAGUGUAUUGAGCAAGGGUUGGUGAAAUGUAAAUGCAUCUUUUCCCAUUGUAAGACUGUUUUCCUAAAUUCUUAUUUGGUCAAAGCAAUGACUGCACGCCUGUGUCUGUCUGUUUGGAGGCCUAUCAUGAAUCAAUGCUGAAGUUGUCCCCCAAACUGCUGCAACUUGAACGUGUCAUGGCUGUUAACUGUUUCAUGGCAAUGCAUAGCCUCCUAACUCAGGAUAACAAUGCAUCCAUAAUCACAACCACAAUAGAAAUAACACUUGCUCAUCUUCGUGUGAAAAUACCCAAUGAUACAAAGUGUCUUCACCACACAAGAUCAGGGCCUGUAUUCAUAAAGCAUCAGUUUCCUCUGCCCUUAUAAUCUUUCAUUAUAAUCUGAUAGGCUAAUCCGAUCCUGAUCAGCCCUCCUACACUUUAUGAAUACAGGCCCUGAUGUCUAAUCUGAUCCUGAUCAGCCCUCCUACGCUUUAUGAAUACAGGCCCUGAUGUCUAAUCUGAUCCUGAUCAGCCCUCCUACGCUUUAUGAAUACAGGCCCUGAUGUCUAAUCUGAUCCUGAUCAGCCCUCCUACGCUUUAUGAAUACAGGCCCUGAUGUCUAAUCUGAUCCUGAUCAGCCCUCCUACGCUUUAUGAAUACAGGCCCUGAUGUCUAGACUGCUUUUAUAUUCUCCGCUGCUUGAGAAGAAGAUCAAUAGUGAGAUUGAGAAAAGGUACAAUUCUCCUUUCAUUUACAUUUUGUACAUGAGCAUAUAGUCACCUGGAAGUGAGAACUUGAAUAGCUCCUAUUAGGUAGCUGGAGAGCAUGCCUUGUCAGAGACUGUUGAAAUAGUUCCUAGUACACAUGAUCCUAAGUCCAUAUCUGCAAUAGAUCCAGGCAGCACCUAUACAUGUUGACCUGUAGCCAUGUCUGCAUCUCAAAUGGCACCCUAUAUAGUGCCCUACUUUUGGCCACUUCAAAACCUUGCGUGUGCUAUUUAUUACUAAUCCUGCCUUCUCUGUUCGACGUUUUCUCCGGUUGUCUCCUAUGUACAUACAUAAAUGUAUUUUUAUCAUCAAUUGCACACAAGGUCCAACCGAAACAUGACUUCUGCUAUUAACCCAACCCCUCUGAAUUGGAGAGGUCCAGGGGGGGGCUGCCACGUUGGGCGUCCAGGGAGGUGCUGUUGUGGGGGGUGGUGGGGUUUAACUACCUUGCUCAAGGGCAGAACAGAUUUUUCACCAUGUCGACUCGGGGAUUCGAACUAGCAACCUUUCGGUUACUAGCCCAACCUCUCUUAACCUCUAGGCUACCUGCUGACUCCAUCAUGUAGGACCCGUACCUCAAUCGGUAUUCAGAUUUUCCUUAUUUUGUCCUCUGCCCUCUUGGGAAUGUCAUGAACAUGUUGACUAUUUGUAUUAAAUGAAUUCUUUGCAACAGUAA